This is a messenger RNA of Leptosomus discolor (cuckoo roller), 500 nucleotides long. Lineage: Eukaryota; Metazoa; Chordata; Aves; Leptosomiformes; Leptosomidae. The record is from RefSeq and is a predicted model, not a curated record.
CUGUGCCUCCGAAGACAGAGGCAAAGGCUAAGGCGCUGAAGGCCAAGAAGGCCGUCCUGAAGGGGGUCCACAGUCACAAGAAGAAGAAGAUCCGCACAUCACCCACCUUCCGCAGGCCCAAGACCCUGCGACUGCGACGGCAGGGGCGUCUGCCAGCUUUCUGUUAACCACAGGGUCUCUCCUGCAGGCUGGACCAUUAUGCCAUUAUCAAGUUCCCUCUGACCACAGAGUCGGCGAUGAAGAAGAUUGAGGAUAACAAUACUCUGGUUUUCAUCGUGGAUGUCAAGGCAAACAAGCACCAGAUCAAACAGGCUGUCAAGAAGCUGUACGAUAUCGAUGUGGCCAAGGUCAACACACUGAUUAGGCCUGAUGGGGAGAAGAAAGCUUAUGUCCGACUGGCUCCAGAUUACGAUGCGCUGGAUGUAGCCAACAAGAUUGGAAUCAUCUAAACUGCGUCUACCGAGGACUGUACAGACAGGAUAAUAAACCCUGUGACACCA